This is a messenger RNA of Populus euphratica (Euphrates poplar), 2154 nucleotides long. RefSeq names its product ankyrin repeat domain-containing protein 50-like. Gene Ontology annotation, molecular function: protein binding. Bases 204 to 1640 code for a protein of 478 amino acids. The record is from RefSeq and is a predicted model, not a curated record. Lineage: Eukaryota; Viridiplantae; Streptophyta; Magnoliopsida; Malpighiales; Salicaceae. The transcript has a single exon.
AGUCUUAUGACGAAUCAAUCAACCAUGAAAAUAUCAAGUCUUGAAUGAAAACCACUUGUAGAAAAGUUAAAAGGCAGAUAAGAGAAUCUCUCCUGAAAAUCUUCGUCUUCUUCCUUUCCUCUCCACCAAAACAAACCCCAAUUUCAAUUUCCUGAAAAAAAGAAGAAAAGGGAAUAAAAGAGGGAAGUGAAGUUCAAGUCUCCAUGGACAGACUGGUAAAGGCAGACGUGAAGGAAGUGGAGAUAGCAUAUAAGGGAAGUCAAAACUGCAGCACAACUUUCAGAUUAACCAACCUUAUGCACACCAUGUCUGUGGCAAUCUCUUUGUCCACGACAAACCCCUCUGCUUUCUCUUUCGCACAGCCUUUCUCUAUAUUACCACCUUUGUCUUCCUCAUCUUACACAAUUGUCCUCUCUCGGUCAUCCGAACAGCCUCCUCUGUCUUCUCCUCCUGAUGCCAUCUCUGUUAAAUCAUCCAUGCUACCUACAGGCAAGGCUCAUCAGGAUGAACUCCGCCGACUGUUUUCAAAACCUGGACCCCAUAUUUUUAGAGACGCCACCAUCCCUGUCUACCUCGUGGGUCCCCAAGUUGCUGAAUAUAUCAUCUCCAAUCACACCCAAAUUACUGAUGUCUCCGGUUACUUCAACAGGGCUAUUUGUAGAUGUACCGGCUCCCAGAUCACAGGACUGCUCGAAUCUGCUGUGCCAUCUGGUAAUCUAAAUUUGGUCACUAGCUUGAUUGAUCACGGUGGUAAUGUAAAUUGCAAGGAUUCAGAGGGACGGUCCUUGAUCUCUCUAGCUGUUCAGGCUGGGCAGAUUGAUGUAGUUAAGGUUUUGAUUGCUUCUGGAUGUGUAAUUGAUGGCUCCAUUGAUAAAGUAUUGCACUAUGCAGCGGCUAUAAAUAGAGUGGAUUUGAUGGUUGUUCUGUGUGAUAGUUUCGAAAACAUUGAAGUAAAUUCAGCUGAUUUACGCGGUAGAACUCCAAUUCAUGUCGCUGCAAGCAGGGGCCAUGUUGAAGUGAUUAGGUUUUGUGUGAGUGCUGGAGGGAAAACUGGGGUUUUGGAUCAUGACGCGUCGAGCCCGCUUCAUUUGGCAGCACAAAAAGGGCACUUAGAGACUACGGAGUAUUUAUUGGAUUGUUCAGAUUAUUCUGUCAAGCAUUUAGUGAACAAAGAAGGAAAAACUGCUUUCUCUAUCGCAGUUGAUAAUGGACAUUCGCAUUUGUAUGAUUUGUUGCAUAUGGGAGAUGUUUUGCAAAGAGCAGCUAGAGUAGAUGAUGUGAAUGGUAUCAAGAGUUGCCUUGCAGAAGGGGCAGAGGUUAAUAGAAGUGACCAGAAUGGAUGGACACCUUUGCAUCGAGCUGCCUUUAAGGGAAGAAUUGAGAGCGUUAAAGUGUUGCUUAAUCACGGAGCUCAAGUUAAUGCUGUUGACAAUGCUGGGCACACACCACUUCAUUGUGCAGUUGAAGCAGGGCAUAUGCAGGUUGCUCUGUUGUUAAUUGCUCACGGAGCUAGUGCAAAAGUGAAAAGUCUCAAGGGGAUUGUGCCUUUGAAUAUGGAUUGCUUUAAGAAUCACCCUUCUCUAGUCAAGCCCUUGUGUCAAGAAAAAAAGAAAAGUGAAACUGAGGUAUCUGUUUGCUGAUUUUCUCUUGCAUUUUUGUAAUAUGUACAUACUCUUACCGAGUUUUGGCUGGGUAUUGUGAGAGAUAAGCCAUGGUUGGAAAGGGAGGGAGUGCUCUGCUCCACUCCUGUCCAAGUCAUUCUCUCGAUUAUGUGGAAAGUAUGUGGCCCUCAGGCCUCAAUUCUCUAAUUACAAAUUUAUCAGCAAUCAUGAAAACGAAUUGAGCUUUGGCUUUCAUAGUAAUGUUUCCUUUACUUUUGCCAUGGAUUGAUGCGGCCUCCGUGAAGAGUGUUCCCGUUUUUUUGUGUUUGUCGAUCUGCCUCAAAACUCAAAAGUUCCUAGGUAAUUUCAGUCAAUUGCGGGCAUAGAAAAACUUGACUAGGGCAGAUGUAUUUGUUUGGUCGAAUCUCGGUUCGCUGGGAGUAACUCCCGGCUUUCCGACCGAUUUGAAGAUAUAUAGGUAUGUGUUUUGCUAUGGUUUCUAAAUAAAAUUGAAGUGGGUAUGUAUCAUUUGGAUGAUAUCUUUCUGCAUAAA